GAUUUGUCUAUACCUAAAUCGCACUUACCAAAUAUUGACCAAGCUAAUGUGGCUAAAAAUUCUAAUGCUAGUGCCAGUGACAGAGCCACGAGUUUUCAACUCAAGGCACAUGUUAUUAAUGAGGUUGAUACGGUCAAUAAACUGACAAAAAAAGUAAGAGGAGAAGAUGACAUGUAUGCUAUAAUCGAACGUGAACGCAGAGAAGUAGAAGAAGCUGAACGCGA
Messenger RNA from Diversispora eburnea, 224 nucleotides. The record is from the annotation of a GenBank genome assembly. Lineage: Eukaryota; Fungi; Glomeromycota; Glomeromycetes; Diversisporales; Diversisporaceae.